Molecule: messenger RNA, 5285 nt
Organism: Coccidioides immitis RS
Lineage: Eukaryota; Fungi; Ascomycota; Eurotiomycetes; Onygenales; Onygenaceae
Product: PHD finger and JmjC domain-containing protein
Exons: 3
Coding region: 468-4676 (1402 amino acids)
Biological process (GO): regulation of transcription by RNA polymerase II; protein demethylation
Molecular function (GO): zinc ion binding; DNA-binding transcription factor activity, RNA polymerase II-specific; histone demethylase activity
Source: RefSeq, a predicted model, not a curated record
CUUCAUCGUCGUUCGGUCUUCCUCUCCAUAAUAAUCACCAAGACAGUUGGUUGUGAUCCCAAUCCCUGGUUGUUGCUCUCGCUUCUGCCGCAAGUACCGAGUCCAUCAAGUGUAUAGCCCCGAGAACGCGUUGCCUUGUGUGCAUGGUGGUUUACCGCUCGACUCCGCACCACAGCGGCUCGCCCUGCACAACUGAGCAAGCGACAGUCCUCCUUCGCCUUCUUCAUCGUCGGCCGUCUAAACCAUCCACCUUUCCCGAAAGACUCCCUUCUCUACCAUCCGCUUACAUCCACGUCCGUUGCUCGCCCCUCUUGAUCAGGGAUGACUUGCCGCGUCCCUACCACCGCCUCAAGAUAGCGAAGUUCGCGCUCCCUACGUUCUGUUUCCCCACCUUUCCGCGAGAACUCGAACAGAAUCUUCGCCUCCGCCUUCCUCCAUUUCCUCGAAACGCAUAGCCAUCCUUUGCCAUGGCCGCCUCUAUGUCGUUUCGCAGGCCCUCCAAUAGCCGACCUCCUCAGUACCGUACUCCUUCCCCGCCGAGAUACGCUGUCGAGCCUCUCUCCCCCCACGCAUCCGCCGCCAGCUAUCGCCCGCCGUGGGAUAUCGGUGCGAGCGGCUCUGAAAAGGUGCCAACGCCUUUACAACAUUGCCAGCCACAAGCAGCGAAUAACUUUGACGCCUCUCGGGGGAACAACAGCCAUCCAGACCCCCCUGCUGAGACCAAAUCUCUCGGCAGAUUGGGGCAUUCAAGAACCGGCUCGAAUAUCGACACGCUAGCCACCAUUGCUCUCGCCACGAGGGCUAGAUUUGGACCGCUGACCUACAGUUCUGCUCCCGACAAUGAGUCAAGAGAGAGACCUUCGAAACGAGCAAGGUCGGAGCGGUCACCAUCGCCAGCCUGGCAAACAUUUGGUGCUAGGCCCGCGACCAGCCAUACUUCGUCCUUUGAUAGCAUGAAGACUGACGCAGAGCUCCUUCUAAACUUCGCAAGGCCGGCUAACUUCCCCCCACGACAGCCGAUCCAACCGGCCCCUCAAUUCCACAACAGUGGGCCGGAGGCUAGCAACAUGGAGUCGAAGUGGAAUAUACCACCCCCCACCGUCCCUGACGAGUCGUUCAAUAUCUCAAGCAACAAAGUCUCUGCAGCAUUUUUCGGUGGCUCGGGUGCCUUGGCUCGAGUACGAUCCAGGUCCGAUGGCGCGGCGGCCCUUUCCCGACCUACGAUUAACGGAUACAACUCUGGGUCUCCCAAAGGGCCACCGCCGAUGGGUCCGGUUCUGGAAGAUGAGUCAAACGGCCCGGAAGAGCAAGGAGAGCGAGCUACUGUGACUGUUGAAGAGAAGGCCGAAUCACGUCCACCAAAACGGGGCCCGAAGUCCAAAGGUCGCCGUCGCCAGUCAGACACUGCCGUGAAAAGCGAAGACGCUGACAGUGACUCGUCAAACCAAACAAAUUGCGCUGCAUGCAGUUUAGUCCGAGUGCCUAUGAACAAUGGCGAUGAUGCCGAAGUUACUUGGGUCAACUGUGACGGCUGUAAUAGGUGGUUCCACAUUGUUUGUGCCGGAUUCAAAAACGACCGUGAAAUUCGGACCGUGGAUAAGUUCAUAUGCAAAGAAUGCCGACCGGUACAUGGGCCGACAACUUUUGUGCGCAAGUCUUCGCGACCAAAAACAUCUAUUGACUACGCUGGGCUGAAUCAAGGUUUCGUAAAGCCGUCAACAGAAGCCCCAGAUCACCAUUAUAUUCAGCCCAUUAAAGCGGGGAAGAUGACAUUUUUGCCUGAUCAUUUCGCUCGCCUCCCUGCGGAAUUCGUGACUGCAGAAUAUUUCGAACAUGGUAUAGGGAUGCCAGAGCCUGUCGUUAUUCCCGCUCAUCUAAAUCCUCGUACUCCUGCCUCUGCACUUGGCUUGGAAAAUUACUGUCCACAGUUCAAAGAAGCGUCAAGUCAAGAAGAAUUCGAUGCCAUUAUCGAUAGUCUUCCCAACGACGACGAUAGUGAAGAAGUGAUCGAUUGUUGCCAGGAUCUUCUCGAUAUGGUCAUCCCAAAUAACCUCACGGUUCGAACGGUGGGUGAACUUUACGGCCUGGAUGAGCGAGUAGAGGUUAUCGAUGUCAAAUCUCAGCAGGGCGAAGAUAAGAGAUGGAACAUGCGAAAAUGGGUGGACUAUUACCAUGACAGCAGCGCAUCGAAGACUGUCAGAAACGUUAUCAGCCUUGAGGUGUCGCAGAGUCCCCUCGGAAAACUAAUCCGUCGCCCCAAGAUAGUUCGUGACCUGGAUCUACAAGAUGCGGUUUGGCCCAAUGAACUGAAAGAAAUUGGCGACUACCCGAAAGUGCAGUUCUACUGUUUAAUGUCCGUGGCAGAUUGUUACACCGACUUCCACGUGGACUUUGGGGGAUCGUCGGUUUACUAUCAUAUCAUUAAGGGGAAGAAAACAUUUUUCUUUAUCCCUCCCAAGGAAAAGCAUCUAAAAAAAUAUGAGGAAUGGUGCAAUUCUACCGCACAAGAUACCACCUUUCUUGCAGACCAGACCAAAGAAUGCUAUCGCGUUGACUUGUCAGAAGGUGAUACCAUGCUUAUCCCAUCUGGUUGGAUCCAUGCGGUAUGGACGCCGGAAGAUAGUCUCGUCAUCGGUGGUAACUUUCUCACCAGAAUGAACUAUGGAAUGCAAAUCAAGAUUGCGCAGAUCGAAAAGGAUACGAAAGUUCCAAGAAAGUUCCGGUACCCUUUCUUCCAGAAGAUUAUGUGGUACACCGCGUUUAAGUAUCUCGACGAAGACCCCGUUCCUCAAAACGUACUGGAUUCUUUUGCUAGGGAUGAAAACUACCGAUUUUAUCGCGAAUAUCCCCUCUAUUACCAAUUUGGAGAACACGCAAGUAAAGCAGAAACAGGCUCAGAUUAUUACAACUCCCGUUUUUAUUCGCAAGCGGAACUCGACGGUCUCCCGGACCUCGCCAAAUACUUAUUGAGAACUGCUCUAAUUGCAGGUGGAUAUAUGGUGGAUGGCGUAACGAAGGAAACAAGAAAUGCCGUGAGUCGAUCCAUCCCAAAGGGCCAAGGCGAUCCUAUCGAGACGGUCGUAAAAUUUGGAAUAUGGGUUGCAUGGAAGAGGGGUAAUGAGCCUGCUGCUCAGUGGACUCGCCCAGGAGCAAUAUCUCUUGAUGCGAAGGUCGAUAUUUCUGAUAAAAGACGAACGGCACGUCCGACUAGGCGUUCGGAAAGGAAUGCCAGCAAUGGUACCCGCCGAGCUAGCAUGGCUUCAGAAACAUCCAAGCCGAUGCAGGGUCAGAAUCUGGACGAUAGAGUAUCAAUCGCCCCAUCCACUUCGAAUAAAGGCAGUCCGACUCCGGCAAAGCGAAAAGUGUCGUUCCCGGACAUCAAACUCGAGCAGGACAGUAUGCCAAAACCGGUCUCCAAGGGUACUAACCUUGGUCCAAAAAGAGUGGCCUGUGACGCAUGUCGAAAGCGCCGUAUUCGUUGUCGCCAUAAAGCUGAACAUAACGGCGAUGUGGUUUCAGGCAACCAACAUAUAAGUUUCCAAUCAAACGGCGAACAGGUUCGAAGAGCCUCGGAGAUUCUUCCGAAUAGUACUAUCAACACAUCAACUGACGAGGAUAUUUCGAUUAACUAUGCGGAGUCGGCCCAGGGUAGCGCUUCUGGUCCGGUGCCACCAGAGACGACCCUUAAUUAUUCAGCUGGGGCCAGUGGAAACAGCCCAAACUCCUCAAAUUCUGCUAAAAAAGGGAGAAACAAGGCUUGUGAUGAGUGCAGAAAGAGCAAGCGCCGUUGCAUCCAUGAUGAAUCCGGAAAGGUGGAUCCUGUUAAAGCCCAAGAACGAGCAAAACCGCGAACCGGAAUUACAAAGCGUCCACGUUCCAGCGAUGGUUACUCGUCAGUAUCCAAAAGGCCCAGACUCAGCCAGAGUAUACACGAGCGCCCAGAGAAAGGUGAAGAAUUCGGCGCUGUGCCUACGGUGGCUUCUCACCUGAAUCUGGAGCGAAUAGAUAACCCAGCUGACCACAUACAUCCGAGACACGAGUUGAGCAACGCGUCAGAACCGGCGACAAAUGGAAAGGCUCAGGAUAAAGGGUUGUAUACAUCUCCAGCUGUGAACACUGAACUAGAUGGGCCAUCUCGUCCUGAAGGCGAGCUAAGACCUGCUCCACCUACUGACAGCCUUGUGUCGCCACCAACGUCCCUUCUUGAUGGCCGUGACGAGAUCGUCAACAAUCCAGAGCAAACCUUGCCUAUUGUGAAUGAUAACGCUAAGGAAUACCCAGUUGAUGUUAACACUCCGGCUUCGACGUCGCCCAAAACACCCCACCCAACGGUACGGGAAAUUUCUCCUCCACGCCGAGAAGAGUAUGAAAGCCUGAAAGUUGCUGUACCAGAUUCAGCGAAAGAUCAAGUCAUUUCAACGCCAGUGAUCACUUCAAAACCCACAAAGCCAUCUUCUCGACCGUCCUCCUCACAUAAAUCGAAGCAAUUCAUGGCCAAGGAAGUCAAACAAGCCCAUCCUGCAGCUGAGAGAAAGGGAUCUCCGAGCCAUAUGCGGCACAAUGCAAGCCUUACAUCCCCGCAAAAUCAGUUUAGACCGGGCAAACGUGAUCGUAACAAGAGUUCGGACUCCGUAAACGGUCGACGAGGGCCUAAAUUUCGAUAUUUUUCCUUCUGACCCUUUUCGCCUCUUUUAUCGGUUGCCAUAUUUAAAGCGUGUUUCAGGGGAUAUUUGCACGGGACAUUUCAGUUUACUGUUGAUUUCACGGAGUACCAGGUUCUUUUUUUCGGUCGUUUCUUCCUCUCUUUCCCUUUUCCUUCGUGUACGAAGUACUUACUUUCUUAUUUCUUUUAAAGGUUGAGGCGACAUAAUUAUGGGCGGUAUUCUUGUUUCCUUCAUCAAGGCUGGAAUUGUGUCAUCGAACCAGCUUGUGUUUUCCUGUUUUGCGGUAUUUCGACAAAGCGCAUUUUUAAUAUUCGGGCGUUUGGGCUUCGCAGGUUUACCAUGGUUGAGGCCUGGGCGCUCUUAAUUCGGGUCUGAGAUUAUCUGGCAGUCUUUUGAUUUUUCUUUGCGUUGUAUCACCUCGCCAGUGCUGGGAGACCUAGUAGGAAAGAUCGUUCUCUACUGCUCCUAGUUUUCCUUUUCUUUUUCUUAUAUCUUUAUUCUCUGUCUUUCGACAGUUGAAGCCUACCCGACAAGCAUGUCUUAACAUCUGUCCUCUAUUGUCAAAUCAGAGAACUGUGUAGCUCCUGUUAGCGAAUAAUCAGUCUUCGAUAUGUUCAAAAA